Molecule: messenger RNA, 4506 nt
Organism: Arvicanthis niloticus (Nile rat)
Lineage: Eukaryota; Metazoa; Chordata; Mammalia; Rodentia; Muridae
Source: RefSeq, a predicted model, not a curated record
GACACACCGGGGCGCAGCGGGAGCCCGUGCGGGGCGGGCGGCCGUCCAUGCGGCGGCGCUCGGGAAGCACGCGGGGCUGAGGAGUCGGCCGCUCCGGACUAGCCCAGAUUGAUAUUCCUGAAAUUCUGACUCCGCCACAUCAUUCCCUGCGAGAAAUCGCAGCGGCUCUCCGGAGUUGGACACCACUUGAACCUGUAGGGAAGUGGGGACACCUCUGAGGAACCCGUGCUUUAGCCUGGACUUGCAGCAUCAUGGUUUCCCAUCUCACAAGCUGUCUCAGUGCCCUGAGUGCCCUCCUGCUGCUGCUUGGUUCUCAGCUUGUCUGCCCGCAGCCCUCCACUGAACACAGAAAGGUCCCACAACGGAUGGCAGUGGCCGAGGGAACCCCAGAGGACAGUGGUGGUGGCUCCCCAGGUGUGUGGGGCUCCUGGGGCCCCUGGUCUGCCUGUUCACGCAGCUGCAGUGGUGGUGUGAUGGAACAGACACGGCCCUGCCUGCCCAGUUCCUACCGUGCCCGAGGAAGCUCCCGGCCCAAUGGCCCUACACUAUCCAUCACUGGCCACGUUGUGUCAGCUGUACGGACCUCAGUACCUCUGCAUCGAAGCCAGGAGGACCAACGUGCCCUGACUGGCUCCAGUGCCAGCCGCCAAGGCCCCACAGUGGUGCGAGGCAGCCGGCACCCACAGGCCCGGGGCCGUGAACCCUCAGAGAGAAGGAGCAGGACCAGAGGUCCCAUUGGCCCUGGCAAGUAUGGCUAUGGGAAGGCUCCCUACAUCUUACCACUGCAGACGGAUGCCACACAUACUCCACAGAGGCUUCGGAGACAAAGGCCUUCAUCCAGGCACUCCAGGUCCCAGGAGGCAUCUGCUUCUAAGCAGGGCUACAGGCCACCAACCCACCAGUUCUCCCACAACAGACCUCUCUAUCAGAGCGACAGUGGCCCUCGUUCUGGACUGCCACCUUCUGACGCCUCUAUCUAUCAGCUGCCUUUGACCCAAGACCAAAGCUAUCCUGCAGCUUCAAGUCUCUUCCACAGCUCGGAAUUGAGCGGUAACAAUGGUGCUAGGCCCCAAGGGGCAGCUCAGGCCUUCUCCCAGCAUCUUCGAUCCACAGCAAUCUCCUGCAUCGGGGCCUAUCGGCAAUACAAACUGUGCAACACUAACGCGUGUCCAGAAAGUGGCAGAAGUAUCCGGGAGGUACAGUGUGCAUCCUACAACAACAAGCCAUUCAUGGGCAGGUUUUAUGAAUGGGAACCAUUUGCGGAAGUAAAGGGUAAUCGCAAGUGUGAGCUGAACUGCCAGGCGACCGGCUACCGCUUCUACGUUCGGCAAGCCGAGAGGGUCAUUGAUGGUACACCCUGUGAUCAGAAUGGCACAGCGAUCUGUGUGUCGGGGCAGUGCAAGAGCAUUGGAUGUGACGACUUCCUGGGAUCUGACAAAGUCGUGGACAAGUGCGGGGUGUGUGGAGGUGAUAACACGGGCUGCCAGGUGGUGUCGGGUGUGUUUAAGCAUGCCCUCACCAGCCUGGGCUACCACCGAGUUGUAGAGAUUCCCCAAGGAGCCACAAAAAUUAACAUUACAGAGAUGCACAAGAGCAACAACUAUUUAGCCUUGCGAAGUCGCUCAGGCCGCUCCAUCAUCAAUGGUAACUGGGCCAUCGAUCGCCCGGGGAAAUACGAGGGCGGAGGGACCAUGUUCACCUACAAGCGACCGAACGAGAUCUCCAGCACUGCUGGGGAGUCCUUCUUGGCUGAAGGUCCCACUAAUGAAAUCCUGGAUGUCUAUAUGAUACACCAGCAGCCCAACCCAGGGGUCCACUAUGAGUACGUGAUCAUGGGGAAUAAUGCCAUCAGCCCACAGGUGCCACUGCACAGGAGACCAGGAGAACCUUUCAAUGGACAGUUGGAAACGGAAGGUGGAGGUCAGGGGGACAGGGAAGAGAGGGAGAAGAACCAGGAGAAGGAAGACUCACGUGUCGAAGCCCCUGAGGUAUUCACAUCAGAAUCCUCGCAGACCUUCCCAGUCAGGCAGCCGGAGAGAUUCCCUUCCCACCGGCCAGACAACUUGGUGCCCCCAGCACCACAGCCCCCCAGGCGAAGCCGGGACCACAACUGGAAGCAGCUGGGGACAACAGAAUGUUCCACCACCUGUGGGAAAGGAUCGCAGUACCCUAUCUUCCGCUGUGUGCACAGAAACACACAUGAGGAGGUUCCAGAGAGCUACUGUGACUCCAGCAUGAAGCCGACCCCAGAGGAGGAGCCCUGCAACCUUUUCCCCUGCCCAGCCUUCUGGGACAUCGGGGAGUGGUCCGAGUGCAGCAAGACCUGUGGCCUGGGCAUGCAGCACCGCCAGGUCCUGUGCCGCCAGGUGUAUGCCAACCGUAGCCUGACGGUGCAACCCUACCGCUGCCAGCACCUGGAGAAGCCGGAGACCACCAGCACUUGCCAGCUCAAGAUCUGCAGCGAGUGGCAGAUUCGAACUGACUGGACCUCGUGCUCCGUGCCCUGUGGCGUGGGGCAGCGGACCCGGGAUGUGAAGUGCGUGAGCAACAUCGGGGACGUGGUGGGUGACGAGGAGUGCAACAUGAAGCUCCGGCCAAACGACUUCGAGAACUGUGACAUGGGGCCCUGUGCGAAGAGCUGGUUCCUCACAGAAUGGAGUGAAAGGUGCUCAGCGGAGUGUGGGGCUGGAGUGAGGACACGGUCCGUGGUGUGCAUGACCAACCACGUGAGCAGCCUGCCGUUGGAAGGCUGCGGGAACAACAGGCCAGCGGAGGCUACACCCUGUGACAAUGGGCCCUGCACAGGCAAGGUGGAGUGGUUCACUGGCAGCUGGAGUCAGUGUUCCAUCGAGUGUGGCAGUGGGACACAGCAGAGGGAGGUGAUCUGUGUUAGGAAGAAUGCAGACACCUUUGAAGUGCUAGACCCUUAUGAGUGUUCAUUCCUGGAGAAGCCCCCGAGCCAGCAGGCCUGCCACCUCAAGCCUUGUGGAGCUAAGUGGUUUAGCACAGAAUGGAGCAUGUGCUCCAAGAGCUGUCAGGGCGGAUUCCGGGUUCGGGAAGUUCGGUGUCUGUCAGAUGACAUGACCCCCGGUAGCCUCUGCGACCCCCAGUUGAAACCAGAAGAGAGAGAAUCUUGUAACCCUCAGGACUGUGUCCCUGAAGUUGAUGAAAACUGCAAGGACAAGUACUACAACUGCAACGUGGUGGUCCAGGCGCGCCUCUGUGUCUACAACUACUACAAGACCGCCUGCUGUGCCUCUUGCACCCGAGUGGCCAACAGACACACAGGCUUUCUGGGGAGCCGAUAACACUCCGGCCCUCCUGAGGUUACAAGCAGUGCACUUGCCUGCUUGCUGUUCAGCCGGGGACCCCCGCUCCCACCUCAUAAAGCGUACCACGUGGUACCCAGGAUGUUAGAAAGCCGUGACUGGCCCUUUGAGCAUGCGCUAUCCUGAUGACGACCUUCCUUGGGUCCUGGAACCUGCUGAUGGUGCCUUCUGAAGAAUCAAACAUACAGCUCUCACCCCAGCUCCAGGCCUGCUGCUGUCCAAGGCAGCAGCUGGACCACUGACCAGGCACAGCGUCCUUCCUGGUACUGUUGGCCUGUCCAAAAGUCGAACCCCUUUGGAACGUCAAGAGAGGGCAGCACCCCAUCCUGCAGCACCGACAAACCUUGCUGAGACCUGUGCACCCCUGUUACCUCAGCCCAGCUGUGUCCAUCGCCAUUCUUAAAGACAAUGGACAGUUUCCAUUGUCUUUAAGGGGUGGGGGUGGGGGUGAAUAUAUGCUCCCAUUUUACUAACAAGGAGACUGAGGCUCUUCUCAGGUAACUGAGCUGCCGUUUGGGGACAGGGCUAAGUGCCUACCCCAGAUGGUUGAGCAUAACCCUCACCCCGCAGCACCCGCGGCGGCCAGCCUGGGCUCUGGUCAGGACCUAUAGUCUGAAGAAUAAAUGGGGGCUUCCUGUCUGACCAGGAGGCUGAGAAGUUUCUCGUUCUAUGAACAUCCCAGGCUUCUGAGACCCUUCCUCUGUCCCCAAGUGUUGCCUCAAAUGAGCGCUUCCCUAGGCCACAACUGGUACUGACAGGACUCUGGUGUUUGCUAAGUUCCAUUCUCAACAGAACUGUCCCGAGAGACAAGAUAGCCACAGGGAGAGCUGGCCAGUUGCCAAGGAUUCUCUGGGCUACUCUGGAGCUGGAGGAGCAAAUCCCCAAAUCCCAUAGGCUCAUGUUCCAUUAUCUCUCCUGGGUUCUUCAUGGUACCACCUAGGGGAAAGCCAAGCCAGUUACCCCAGCAACAUCAUAUUGCAAUAGAAAGGGUCUUAUUCAAGACCAAUUUUAAUGCUGCAGAUCUGGGAGAAAAAAGCUAGGAAGCCCUCCGUAUCUCUGCUGAGUUAGUUACUCUGCCCAACUGUAAUUCCAGAGGCCCCAGGCCUGAAGGGACUCAGUGUUUAUUGAAAGAUGAGCCAUCUUGAGGUGCCAGGGUUGGGAGGGAGGGACAAUUAAG